Molecule: messenger RNA, 930 nt
Organism: Drosophila navojoa
Lineage: Eukaryota; Metazoa; Arthropoda; Insecta; Diptera; Drosophilidae
Product: accessory gland protein Acp29AB-like
Source: RefSeq, a predicted model, not a curated record
GCGAUGAUAAACUUAAUGGAAGGCACAAAUACAAGAGCGCUCAUUGAAGGUGGUAUAAGUAAUAAUUUCGAAGAGAAAAUUCCGGAACCUUUCGAAAAAGUUGGUGAGAAAUACUAUUAUUUCGAAAAUAAAGAGACUCAAAAUUGGUUUGGAGCUGUAGAAAAGUGUCGUCAGAUCGACGGACAUCUUAUCAAUCUACAAAACGAAAACGAACUGGUCAAUGUGGCCCCGAAGCUAAGUAGCUCCCAGGAGUACUGGACGGACAUAAAUAAUCUCCAUAAAAGGAAUAUCUUCUUUUCACUAACUACGGGCAGAGAGGCAAACAUGCUCAACAAUCGCUCAGAUAAUAAAGUAAAUAGGUGCGGACUUAUUCAAUACGAUCCAUCCAACUCCAAUUUUAACGUAACCAAACGCAAUUGCUUUCAAAAAAAGAACUUUAUUUGCGAGACAACACAACCGACCACAAUAUCCAUUUUAUUAUGGUGAUAUAUCUUAUAUAAGAUUGUAUGCUUAAUCUAGAUCGUACGUACUAAAUGGAGCACAAAGUAUAUGUAACUAAAAUUAUGCGUGCGUGUGUGUUGGAAAUGCACUUAUCAAUAAUAUAUUCUACUGUAUGUAUGGGAUAUGUGUAUAUAAUAUAUAUGGACAUGAAUCAGGCUGUGUUUGAGUAACAAUAAAGAACCGCAGAGAUUUAUUUUAACAUUGUGGUGUGUGAGGCUUCAGAAGCGACUAAUGCUAGGCGGCUUAUAAAAUCAUUAUAGAGUAAUGGGUAUAAUUUGAUCUUAAUAAAGUUAUUGGAAGAACUCUCUUGAUUGGCACUGGAAGCUACAACCUAUCGUAAUAUGCAUCGAAUAAUACUAAUGAACAUCAGCUUAAGCCUAAUUAUAUAAUCUAGAAAAUACUAGGAGAAUAAAACAAUGAGUUUUCUUA